AUGCGACCAACAACACAUCUCGCCCGGCUGAGCCUAGCCAUGACGCUGGGUUUCCGCGCCGUCGCGGCGUCUUCGCCCGGCAACGACGACGACGAUGACGACACCCCUCUCCCACUCGUCAUCUGGCACGGGCUAGGCGAUGCCUUCAAUGGCGAGGGUCUCCAGCAGGUGGGCGCCCUAGCCGAAGCCGUCAACCCGGGCACGUUCGUGUACGUCAUCUCGCUCGGGGGUGCGGACGCGAACGCCGACCGGUCAGCCACGUUCCUGGGCAACGUGACGGAGCAGGUGGAGACGGUGUGCUCGCUGCUGGGCUCGCACCCGAUCCUGUCGACGGCGCCGGCCAUCGACGCUCUGGGCUUCUCGCAGGGAGGCCAGUUCCUCAGAGGCUACGUGGAGCGGUGCAACGACCCCCCGGUGCGCAGCCUGGUCACGUACGGCAGCCAGCACAACGGCAUCACCGAGUUCCGCUCCUGCGGCGCGACCGACUGGCUGUGCCGCGGCGCCAUGGCCCUCCUCCGCUACAACACGUUCGGGUCCUUCGUCCAGGGCCGCCUCGUGCCCGCCCAGUACUACCGCGACCCGACCUCCCAGGCCGCCUACGACGACUACCUAGCCGGGUCCCACUUCCUCGCCGACAUCAACAACGAGGGCUUGCGCGGAGCCGACCACCGGCGCAACGCCACCUACGCCGCCAACAUGGCCCGUCUGGAGAACUUCGUCAUGUACAAGUUCGACGACGACAGCAUGGUCGUCCCGCCCCUGUCGUCGUGGUUCGCAGAGGUGAACGGCACAGACGUCACGCCCCUCCGCGAGCGUGCCCUGUACAAGGAGGACUGGCUCGGUCUGGCCGCCAUCGAUGCCAAGGGUGGCCUGAGGUUCCGCUCCGUCCCCGGCGAGCACAUGCGCAUCGACGAUAAGUCGCUCAACGAGACUUUCUCCAGCUUUUUUGGUCCCUUUGGGCGCUCUUUUGAGCCCGAGAAGCCUGUCGCUUUCCAGGAUGAGCUGUGA
This is a messenger RNA of Geosmithia morbida, 1008 nucleotides long. RefSeq names its product palmitoyl-protein thioesterase. NCBI's taxonomy places the organism in Eukaryota, Fungi, Ascomycota, Sordariomycetes, Hypocreales, Bionectriaceae. The transcript has a single exon. The record is from RefSeq and is a predicted model, not a curated record. Gene Ontology annotation, molecular function: thiolester hydrolase activity; palmitoyl hydrolase activity. Bases 1 to 1008 code for a protein of 335 amino acids. Gene Ontology annotation, cellular component: lysosome.